GCGUCUUAGACGAGUGCGCCGGUUCGCGCGUGUCUCCGUGUAUACACCGACGUACCGUAUAAUAAUAAUAUAAUAUACUGAAUCUUUCGAAAAAUUGAUAAAACUCUGCCCGUUCGCGAGUCCAUCGCUGUUAUUAUUAUUAUAAUUUUACGUCUACCGAAUAUUGUCACGUCCCACCGGUUUUCCGCUCGACCCGGACCGCAUCGUACGGUGUUAUCGUAACUAUUAUUACAUUAUCGCGUUGUUCGGUGUUGUGAUGAUAACAAUAUAUAUGCGCGAGUAUUUUAAUCAUAAUCAUAUUAUAAUAUCGUCGUACAGCAUCGCAGGUACAUUCGUACCGGACUUCCGAUUUUUUGCCAAUCUUGUCGGCUCAACUGGGACCAACGACGCGGUGUAGGCGCAACGGCCAAGACACUAUAUAUUAUUUUCAUAUUAUAGCACAGAGGAAUUUGCCCUUCGUAAGGAAUGCACCGCUCUUCGAUGCAGCCGGUGGCGGAGGCGGCGUCUGUCGGUCCAGCGGCGGUGGCCGCGGGGUCCGAUGCGUUUUGAAAACCACGUUCUAAAUAUAAAAUCACCAACGGACAGCUAAGUCGUUUCGGCGGCGUCGACGGUUGUGGUGGGACGCAAGCGAACGAGUGGCAUAUUAGCCACAGCCGUUGUGUAUACGGAGUGUAAAUUAAAUCGCGUCGCGGAGCCAUCGAGUCGUCGGUGGUACGGCGGACGCGGAACGUGCGCACGAGGGGAAAACCUGCGUCAAAAGUGUAUCGUAAAUAUGAAUUAUAAAAUGUAAAUCGCAUAAAAAAAUUCACGAGUUUCAAAUGUGAGCCACUGUUCUCGGGGCUUGUCGACAGUACGAUUUUCCACCCCCCCCUGGUCUCCCAACUUUCCCGCCACAUCCGUGUCCGUCCACCGACGACGGUCCAACCGACACUGUAUUCGCGAUUACGACAAUAAUUUACAUUUCUUAUCAUAUUAUAUUAUUGAUUAACGUGCCAAGUAACUAUACCGCGUUACAAAAGCUCCCUAUCUAUAUAUAUAUAUAUUUAUAUAACUCGUCGUUGUUACAAUAAGCAUGUCGUAAUACUUAUUUGGUUUUUUUUCUCGUUUUUACACUACAUUUAAUAAUUAUAAUAAAUUAUCAUCAUUAUAAUCAUAAUCACCUAAUCGGUACGCAACAACUGCCGGAUUGUCAUUCGGACACCGCCGCGUCGCCGAAACCGUCAUGACGCACAACAGUAAGACUUCGUUGCUCAACAACGCCGAUUACGGCGGCGGGGGCGGCGGAACGGCCGCCGCUUACGGUGCACCUCACGCCGCCGCCGUCAUUGCCCGACCUACCACAUGGAUCAGGCAACCUCAAUAUUUUAGUAUUGGUUCCGUUCGGGUUCGUUUUGGUCCAAUUUCUUCCAAAAAUGAUGUCACCGUGGCUCCAUCUAAUGGCGACUACCAACUAGACACUGAUGUUAAGGAAUCGUCGUGCUGCUGCGGAGUAACAUCCCGAAUCCCUCUUCCGACCGGCUCUAAUAAUAGACACACUACUGGCGCUACUUGUCUGCCCCGAAUACAGGCGCCAGUAUACCGUAGCUCAUUGGAUUGGUCUAACCGCGUUCAAAAAUCGUCGUCCGGUUGUUUCGGGAAGUUAACUGUUGAUCGUGUUCCGUUAGUCGCUAAGAUUUGUGACGAUUCAAAAAAUCUACCUUUUCAAGAACAAGAAGCUACUAAUCUGGACCGGUUCCAAAGGUUUCGUUUCGGUGGUCGCAACGGUAGAGGUGGCACCCAAAAUAAAAAAUCCAAACAAAACGUGACACCAAGAACUACUGACAAAUCUGACCGGCUGAGAAAGCUGACGGAUAAGUUGAAGCAGCCACCGGCUUGCGAGACACCAGCGUUAGAUUCCAAGGAUGAAAAUCUGAUGGGUAGUACAGCCACAUCGACAGCAAAUUUAAGUGGUGAGGAAUCGUUAGAUAAGUUCGAAGAUGGGAUACGAAAACCUGAAUCUAGAACUAUAGUCGGUUCCUAUUACCAACGGUCUAUUCCGUUUAGAAGUGCAUCAUUUUCUCAAGUGUAUUAUUCACCAUCCGAUGGUAAAUAUAUAAGGUCUGAUGGACGGAAAAAGAGCACACCAAAUCCUGUCACCCUUUCUCGUAAAGCCCAUUCAUCGGAACCUGUGAGAGCUUAUUCUCAAGACCACGAUGAAAUAGACAUACCUACGCCCCCUAGACGAAAAAAUAAAUUGUUCAAGUCUUCAGAUCAUUUGGGUCAGUCAGACGUCGCGAUAAUUGAAGAGUCGUUAGAAAUAUCAGUUAAAGAAUCUCCUGAUCAAAUUGCUGAAGAAACAUUUUUAUCAGAGUGGAAAUCUGAAACUGACGGCACUGUUCAAAACACCGAAGAUAGUACUACUAGCACACCUGUUGAUUCACCAAAAGAAGAACCACAAAGUCCAGAAUUUCCACAAAUGCCUCAAUGGUCGUCCCUCACAGAACUACCCCUACUACGACCUAAAUUAUCUGCCCAGAGUUCUGAAGAAAAAGACGAAGACAAAAUAUGUUCAUCGCCAAAGGUAAAUUACCGCCAAUAUUUGUUGUCAAAAGCAGAUUCGUUUUCUGAAGGUGAAAGUGACCAAGGUAACCACAGUCAAACUUUAUCACCGACAAGAGAGUGUACAUCAUCUCCGUGCAAUGACAACUCUGAUUCCGAAAAAAAUUCCGGUCCACCAGUGCCUUAUUCAAAAAGACCACUCCGUGGUCCCUACUUGGAAAUGAUUGUGAAUGAAAAAAAAAAACCAGAAGUGAAUGGUAAGAAGCAAGACGCUUUGAAGUUCCUAGAUGAAUAUCCUAAGCAAAUCCGAUCAACGGACGAUUGUCAGUUGAAAAGAAGCUACACUUCGCCCGACCAACCAUCGGACCGGUUAAGACUUAGAUCCUCACCUAAAAGAAAAACUAGUGCAAAUAUACCAUUGUCAGUUACGGCCGGAAAGAAACACGGUAUUAAUGAAACAGUGGUUUGUCAUCAAAGAACAACAUCUAGUCCAAGUCAACUGGAAGGAUGUUCAAGAGUGAAAAAAACGCCUGAACCCAGUCCUCAGCUAUUAGCACAAUUAUUGAAAGGAAGCUCGGAACAAGUGUAUGGAGGACCUUUGACAAAUCCAUUAAAGGAUACGAGAACACAUGUAGUGGUUGAGCUUUAUGAUACAGAGCGUUCGUAUGUUGAAUCUCUACAUACCUUAGUGAACAAAUACCUGUUGCCUUUGAAAAGUGCCGAAAAUUCUGUACUAAUUGAACCGUCAGUGGUUGACGAGAUAUUUUACCAGAUACCCGACAUUUUAAUGGAGCACGAACAGUUCCUAAAAGAUCUACAUAAGCGUCUCGAAAUUUGGGACGCACAUCAGAGAAUCGGUGACAUUUUAUUAGAAAUGUUUUCGAAAAAGCCUGUGAUAGAUUCAUAUACAUCAUUCAUAAAUAACUGGAAACAAGCCAAAGAAGCUAUCAAAUCGACUUGCAAUUCAAAACCAGCAUUUGCAAGAUAUUUAGAGUCUACAGCUCGAGAACACAAAGGAAAAUUGGCAUUAGAUUCACUUCUCAUCAUGCCUGUUCAACGAAUACCUAGAUAUGAACUUCUUAUACAGACGCUAUUGAAACACACCGAACCAACGCAUCCUGAUCACGAGUCUUUGAUCGAAUCACAAAAACAGGUGCACGAAAUGGCCGUAAAAAUCAACUGUACUGAAAAGGACAACAUGGAGCUGGAGCAAAUUGAGUCUUUGAUCGACGGACUUAUACAUUUGGCAGCCACCGACCGAACAUUCCUCAGACACGACUUGGUAACCAUCGUUUCCGGGCAGUCGAUGAACCGUAAGGAACGAGCGCUUUUCUUGUUCUCCGACUUGCUGAUCGUUACCAGUAUCAAAAGAAAAAGCGGAACCAUACGUAAACCAUCCACGACUACGCCAAACAGCGUUGUGAGCAAUUUAGAAGCAAACAAAUACAAGUUACUUAUGAAGAUACCAUUGGACGAUGUUGAAAUAGUUAAAGUAAAAGAUGAAAACGUACGACGCAUGCUUCGUGAGAUGGAGUAUUUGUCAGAAGAUGUCUCCACGCUGACGCAAAUGACAGAUAUGGUUUCCAUGUUGCACUGUCCACACAGUCACUUAGAAGAAUCAAUUAAAGACAUGCUCAGUGCACUCAAUAAACAACUAUCGGAACGCCAAGCCAGUGACACUCAGCUAUGUUAUCUUGAAUUGAACUUGCACACCAGAAAUGGCACUGAGACCGUGUCAAUAAUGUUUUCAAAACCAGAAAAACGAGCAAACUGGGAAGAAUCUUUUAACGAGGCCAAACAAAAACUCGUUCUGUCUACGGACCGGAGACCGAAUGCUGAUUUCGUCGGCCCGGUACCUAUACGAAAGACCCGGGCUGGCUUGCAGUUUACGUGUGCGGCACCGGCGUUGAACCAAAGAGACGUGUGGGUUUGUAACAGUGAUGGGUACGUGGGACAAGUGUGCGUGCUGAGUCUUUAUCCCGAACCGACGGUCACUUCAUGUAACGGCGUAUGCAACGCUCGCAUACUAUGCGUCACCUCGAUACCGGCUCCGCAACGCGACGAUCAAGCCAACAGUGCCGACAAGGACGACCAGACCAACAACCCAGAGAUCAGCAUAUCGGUCGAAGACUGUGCUGAGCAAACUGGGCCGGACAUCAAAUUAGACAGCUCAUCGAGCGAAGAAGAUGACGACAAGGACGGUGGUCACGAUCGCGUCCCUGACGGAAUGUACCCCACGGAACCUGUUGACUUCGAAGGUGAGCCAACCAUGUGGUUGGGUACAGAAGACGGAUGCAUACACGUGUACAAUUCGAUGGAUAAUAUUCGCAUAAAACGAAAUAAAGUGAAAAUUCAACACGGAUCCGCGGUGCAUUGUAUCAUUUAUCUCAACAACCGCGUUUAUGUUUCAUUAGCAAAUGGUGACAUUUGCAUCUACUGCCCAGAUACGAACGGUAGUUGGAAUACAUCGGAUCCAGUGACUAUAAACGUUGGAUCGGCUGCUAUCCCGGUUUCCAAAAUGUUGCCCGUUAGUGAUAAGCUCUGGUGUUCAUGUCACAAUACUGUUAAGAUAUUCGACACGAUCACAUUACAAUUUCAACAUUCUUUCGUGAUCGGCGGUGACUCGAACCGAUCGAUCACCAACAUGGUCGUGUCGGGAAUGGGCGUGUGGCUGUCUUUGCAGAACUCCGCCGUGCUCCGGCUAGUUCACUCGAUCACGUACGAAAUUCUGGCUGAAGUGAAUACAGCGCCGGCCGUCACUAAAAUGCUGUCGAGCUGCGACGACAUCAUAAGGCAACACAAAGCGGCAUGUCUUCGAGUGACGUCGCUGUUGGCGGUCAAAGACCUAUUGUGGAUCGGCACCAGCGCGGGCGUCGUCUUGACCAUGACCAUACCGGCCGUGGUCGCAAACACUAGCAAACUCGUCACACUCCCUGUUCCUAUUGGUGUACCACAUGGUCACACGGGCCACGUCCGGUUUCUGACUCUGGUCGGUCAUUUGCCGCAGAACUUUUCCAAACAGCGCCGGCAGUCAUUGAAUCAGAGAAAGAUGAGUUCUUCUGGUAAAUUAUUACUGAUAUCGGGUGGCGAUGGCUACGAGGAUUUCCGAUCGACAGCCUCGUCGGAAGUAGCCGGUCGCGAGGACUCCACCAAUCAUCUUUUGCUGUGGCACGUAUAAGAGACACAGAGCCGGUGCAAGAAACGCAGCCUUCAAAUAAAUUUUAAUCUCCAGUUUAAGAUCGAUCGUGGACUACCACUUCCGCAGAUCGAUAUUAUAGAUCAUUAGUUGAUAACACAUUUUUUCGAUAUCGUAUAAUAACGAGUGUGUGUAUGUACGGCUAGGUACUGCAUGCAGUCGCUGUGGCGCCAAGUAUAAUACUCAAAUGUGCACUUGAACCUUUUAAACUAUAUUGGAUUGGCGUGUAUGGGUCAUUAGAUCCAAUAAAUCCGAACGAGAUCGUUCUUCGUUAGAUUCAAAUCCGUUUCUAUGUACGAGCAUACCGUAGCAUACCGGACCGGUGUGUCAGAUUUUCGUAGAUUUAUCGUCGGCGUCACUGUAGCACGAGCCGUUCAAUUUAUUAUUUACCAGAGUUAACCUUUGAUCGAUAAUUGUUAUAUUACUAUUAUUAAAUGUUAGUAUAAAAAAAUAUUGAAACUAGCGUAAAUGUCUAUCCUAAACAAUCCAUGGGGACCUUUUACGGACUUGCAUUCGUACUUAUAUGAAUAUACUGUAUUUGCUCCUAUGACUUAGAUGCCAUCGUAUGCUUAGAAAAAGGUGACAUUGAGUUAUACAGAGGUUUACCAAUAUUUUACUGCGUCGAAUCUCCUAACUCCCUCUCCAGAUUUUGAGUGCAUAUUAUUAAUAUGCUUUUCUCAAUGUUUAUAAUAUAUUAUAUCUUACACAAGUUAUAUGCAAUUAUGAUGAAUUUUUCACGAAUUAUAAUUUAUUUAUUAAUUAUUUUGA
This is a messenger RNA of Rhopalosiphum maidis (corn leaf aphid), 6502 nucleotides long. RefSeq names its product rho guanine nucleotide exchange factor 17. The transcript has 20 exons. Gene Ontology annotation, molecular function: protein binding; guanyl-nucleotide exchange factor activity. Bases 1223 to 5716 code for a protein of 1497 amino acids. The record is from RefSeq and is a predicted model, not a curated record. Lineage: Eukaryota; Metazoa; Arthropoda; Insecta; Hemiptera; Aphididae. Gene Ontology annotation, biological process: actin cytoskeleton organization.